CUUGCGAAUUAGGGCGCCAUUUGCAAUAUCGACCUUAUCUGACUUCUGUCGAGUUGCAGGUUGAGAUACUUCGUGGUAUGAACUUGUAGUUGCAAAAAUAUUGUGUUGGAUACGAGGAUGUACCAAAAGAUCAAAAAAUGUUAGUUGUUCGAAAAAAAGGAAUAGCCUUUUUAAACCUCGCACAGAAAAGAUGUUCGAUAAUUGGCUCGCUAGUGGCAUUGCUGCUAGAGGAAUUAAUAAAUUGACAAAGAAAGUCAAAUCUGUGAGCUGCAUUUCCAAGAUAAUCAAAUAAUAAGAGAAGAUGUAAUUCCAAUGACAGAUGGUUCAACUGUGACAGUACCGCGAAAAAAAUCAUUAUUGAAGGAAGAUGCCGUUCCAUCUAUAUUUCCAAUGCCGACACCAGCAAAGAGUAAUUUUUAUUAUGUCAAUUCCAUUACUGAAAAAAAACAACAAGAAAAGCACAAUGAAGGAAUCAGUACUGUGACACCAACACAAAAUCUUCUUCAGCGUCCUGUUUCUAUUCCGGAUGCAUGUGUGUCGCAAAAUCCGGUAGCACACAAUUCACAAGAUGUAGCAAACGGACGUGACUUACAGUUACAAACUUGGGCUGGAAUGAUUAGUGAUUUAAAGAAUCUUACUCUUCCGUCAGAGUACUGGAUUUCUGUUUUUCAAGAAGAGUUCGCAAUGUGGACAUGCUGGAUUGAUGAUCUAUCUGUUUGUCAGCGAAAUGUCAUACUUGCAAAAAAUAUGACAUAUCGUGUAAGUAUCUACAAGUUAUAUUACAAAGUUAUGAAUAUAUAUAUAUAUUGUAAGAUUAUUUGUAGAAGAAUUGUGUAA
This is a messenger RNA of Trachymyrmex cornetzi, 837 nucleotides long. RefSeq lists its product as uncharacterized. The transcript is spliced from 2 exons. The record is from RefSeq and is a predicted model, not a curated record. Bases 313 to 837 code for a protein of 174 amino acids. Lineage: Eukaryota; Metazoa; Arthropoda; Insecta; Hymenoptera; Formicidae.